AAAGGGCUGCAAAUCAUGACGGAUCCUCUGAUAUUCUACCUUUUACCUGUUGGUUUGGUCGUAUUUGCAUCCAUUUUGUAUCUUUUCUGUCGUGAUUUCAAAGUCCCUAAUCUGGACAAUAAAUGUGUCGUAAUUACUGGAUGUGAUACUGGUUUUGGACAUCAGUUGGCCAUAACUUUGGACGCGUUAGGCCUUCAUGUGUUUGCAGGAUGCUUGACCGAGGAAGGCGAACACGAAUUGCAAACCAAAUGCUCUGAGAGACUACAAACUGUUAGAAUGGAUGUCACAAAGUCAGAGGAUAUUCAGAGAUGUUUGGAGUGCGUGAAAGGCUUUUUGGAAACCGUUGAUAACACUGUUCUUUGGGCUGUUGUCAAUAAUGCAGGCAUAGAUAUCUGUGGAUUAGUAGACUGGACUUCUACUGAUACCAUGAAGAAAGUUUUCGAUGUUAAUUUGUGGGGUCUUUUGGAUGUAACAAAGGCAUUUUUGCCACUUCUGAAGAAGAGCAAGGGCCGAAUUGUUAAUGUUGCAAGUGUAGCAGGAAAACUUGCACUCGCUGGUGCUGGUGCAUACUCRGGCUCUAAAUACACUGUGCAAUGUUAUAGUGAUGUACUGAGGCGAGAGCUUUGGCAUUUUGGAGUAGGAGUCCAUAUAAUUGACCCUGGCUUCUUUAAAACAAACAUGACCAAUUCAGCUGCCAAAUGUAAGGUCAUUAAACAAUUGUGGGAAAAUCUCAGUGAAGAAAAGAGAGAAGAGUAUGGACAAAAAUGCUUAAAUGAAGCUUUGAAACUGACUGAAAUGUUACAGUACAGUCAAGACAUGAGGCCAGUUGUUGAUGCAAUGGAGCAUGCUGUCACCUCAUCGCAUCCCAAGAUACGYUACCUUGUUGGAUGGGAUCAUAGGUUGCUAUGGAGGUGGUUGGCAAUGCUGCCUUCAGGGCUGCAGGAUGUUUUAUUUCUWCACCUUCUUCCAGUGCCAAAGGCUUCUGUUAGAUAAUGAUGUAGUAUCAGUUAUGAUUGCAAGAGCAAACAAAGCAAAUUGAAACAAAUAAACUUCACAUUUUUU
Exaiptasia diaphana is the source of this 1062-nucleotide messenger RNA. RefSeq names its product retinol dehydrogenase 2. NCBI's taxonomy places the organism in Eukaryota, Metazoa, Cnidaria, Anthozoa, Actiniaria, Aiptasiidae. The transcript is spliced from 4 exons. The record is from RefSeq and is a predicted model, not a curated record. Bases 16 to 993 code for a protein of 325 amino acids.